Messenger RNA from Salvelinus namaycush (lake trout), 4236 nucleotides. Its product is annotated as 3'-5' RNA helicase YTHDC2-like. Gene Ontology annotation, cellular component: intracellular anatomical structure. The transcript is spliced from 31 exons. Lineage: Eukaryota; Metazoa; Chordata; Actinopteri; Salmoniformes; Salmonidae. Gene Ontology annotation, molecular function: RNA binding; ATP binding; protein binding. The record is from RefSeq and is a predicted model, not a curated record.
CCCAGGGGCAAAGGGCUGAAAGACAUACGCAUCGAUGAAGAAGUUAAGAUUGCUGUGAACAUCUCCCUUGAAAGGUUUCAGUACAGUGAGCAAAAAGAAAUUGAGUUUCCUUCCUCCCUGUCCAGUACUGAGAGGGCCUUCAUCCAUCGCUUUGCGCAGUCCCUGGGAUAUAUCUCUAAAAGCAGAGGAAAAGGAUCAAGCCGCACCCUCACUAUCAGAAAGAAGGAUGGCUCAGAGACGGCCCAGUCCAUCAUGACUUUCAACCUUUCCCACAAUUCCAAGCAUGUGGUGCGCAGCUUGCUGCAGAGGUUCCCCAUCACCAACAAGGAGUGCAGAGACCUACUGCCUCACACUGAGAGAGGCCUGUCUGUGGCCAUGGAGGCUGGUGACCGUGACAAGAACAGGACCAGCGGGCGGCUCAACAAUGGCAUCCCCCAGGUGCCCAAGAGGAGGGGCCCGUCUGAGCUAGACUUCUUCCGCCGCUCACUGCCUGUGUACGAGCGCCAGGAGGAGAUUGUCCAGGUCAUCAAAGACAACCGUGUGGUCCUAGUGGUGGGGGAGACCGGCUCGGGGAAAACUACACAGAUCCCACAGUUCCUCCUGGACGACUGCAGCCGUAAUGGGAUCCCCUGUCGUAUCUUCUGCACGCAGCCCCGGCGUCUGGCUGCCAUCGCUGUGGCGGAGCGGGUUGCAGCAGAGAGAGGGGAGAGCAUCGGUCAGACCAUCGGCUACCAGAUCCGCCUGGAGAGCAGAGUUUCUCCUAAGACGCUGCUGACCUUCUGCACCAGCGGAGUCCUGCUGAGAACACUGAUGGCUGGAGACGCCACAAUGUCCACUGUUACUCAUGUCAUUGUGGACGAGGUUCACGAGCGGGACGGCCUAAGUGACUUCCUGCUGAUCAAGAUGAGGGACAUGCUCCAGACGAUGCCAAAUCUGAAGCUCAUCCUGUCCAGCGCUGCCCUGGACGUGGAGCUGUUCCUCCGCUACUUCAGCUCCUGUCCCGUCAUCCACAUCAAAGGAAGACCAUUUGAGGUGAAGCAACUCUUCCUGGAAGACAUCUUGAAGACAACGGGUUAUGCAAACAAAGACAUGAUGAAAUACAAAAAGGAGAUUCAGAGGGAGGAGAAGCAGCAGACGUCCCUGACAGAGUGGUGUAAGGUCCAGGAGGGCGGCUCCCGCCAGGAGCCCCAGAGGGAUAAGACCUCAGCCUCCUGUGUCCUCCAGGAGAACGACCUGCUGGAUGAUGGAGGGGACAGUGUCUUCAACCAGCUGAAUGAGAAAGAUGUGGCGUCAUUGGACCCGUGGCUGCUGAAGGAGAUGGAUGCCUGCAUCUCAGACAUCUUCCUCAACCAGGACGCUGAUGCCUUCAUCCAGCUCUUCAAUCUCAUCCUUAGUGAGAACGUCAGCGUGGACUACAUGCACAGUGAGACAAGCGCCACUCCCCUCAUGGUGGCAGCAGGUCGAGGCUUCCUCAGUCAGAUUGAGCAGCUGCUUAGUAUGGGAGCCAGCGUCAGAAUCAAGGCCUCCAAUGGCUGGACAGUACUGGACUGGGCCAAGCACUUCCAGCAGGCAGAGGUGGUGGACCUACUAGAUUCCUACCUCUCAUCCCUGGAGGCGGGGAAGCUGGACGAGUGGUCCCUGGUGCAGGCAGCCACCACAGAGAUGAGCCCGGAGGACCAGGAGCUUCUCAAGGAAUACCACCACAGCUUUGAUGACGAGAGGGUGGACCUGGACCUCAUCAUGCACCUGCUGCAAAACAUCUGCACCAGCUCUGAGGAAGGUGCGGUGUUGAUCUUCCUCCCCGGAUACGAUGAAAUAGUGGGUCUGAGGGACCGUAUCCUGUACGACGAUAAAAGAUUUGCAGACCACUCCCAAAGAUACCAGGUCUUCACACUCCACUCCAACAUGCAGACCUCCGAUCAGAAGAAAGUGCUGAAGAACACCCCUGCUGGGGUCCGGAAAAUAAUUCUCUCCACCAACAUCGCAGAGACGAGUAUUACCGUCAACGAUGUGGUGUUUGUCAUCGACGCAGGAAAAGUUAAAGAGAAGUCCUUUGAUGCCCUGAACAACGUGACCAUGCUAAAGAUGGUGUGGAUCUCCAAGGCCAGUUCUCUGCAGAGGAAGGGCAGAGCUGGGCGUUGCCGACCAGGGAUCUGCUUCCACCUCUUCAGUCGCCUCCGCUUCAACAACAUGCUGGAGUACCAGGUCCCCCAGCUACUGAGGAUGCCCCUGCAGGAACUGUGUCUCCACACCAAGCUGCUGGCCCCCAUCUCUUGUCCCAUCGCUGAAUUCCUAUCUAAAGCACCCGAACCACCUCCCAUCCUCAUCGUCAAAAACGCAGUGCAGAUGCUCAAGACCAUAGACGCCAUGGACCCGUGGGAGGACCUGACGGAGCUGGGCUACCACCUGGCUGACCUGCCUGUGGAGCCCCACCUAGGCAAGAUGGUUCUGUGUGGUGUGGUGCUCAAGUGCCUGGACCCCAUCCUGACCAUCGCCUGCACGCUGGCCCACCGCGACCCCUUCGUGCUGCCCUCCCAGGCCUCCCAGAAGAGGGCAUCCAUGCUGUGCCGGAAGCGCUUUACUGCAGGGACCUUCAGCGACCACAUGGCCCUGCUCCGAGCUUUCCAGGCGUGGCAGAAGGCCCGCAGCGACGGCUGGGAGAGGUCCUUCUGUGAGAAAAAUUUCCUGUCCCAAGCCACCAUGGAGAUCAUCAUAGGGAUGAGGACCCAGCUGCUAGGACAGCUCCGAGCCAUAGGCUUUGUGCGGGCGCGGGGCGGCGGAGACAUCCGCGACGUGAACCUGAACUCUGAGAACUGGUCAGUGGUGAAGGCAGCCCUGGUGGCCGGGAUGUACCCCAACCUGAUCCAUGUGGACCGUGAUAGCUGCUCCCUCUCCGGGGCCAAGGAGAAGAAGGUCCGCUUCCACCCCACCUCCAUCCUCAGCCAGACACAGCCCCACAAGAAGAUCCCCCCAGCCAAUGGCCAGGUGGCGGCCGUCCAGUCCCUGCCCACCGAUUGGCUGAUCUAUGAUGAGAUGACGCGAGCCCAUAGGAUAGCUAGCAUCCGCUGCUGCUCUGUGGUCUCCCCAUUCACUGUAGCCAUCUUCGGGGGCUGUGCCAAACUGCCCAGCACAGCCCUACAGGAACCUGCCAUUCAGAAAGAUGACGUGGUGAAUGAGAGCAGUGACAGUGAGAUGGAGGAUCGCUCCACGGCCCACCUGGCUCAGAUGAAGAUUGACGAGUGGCUCAACUUCAAACUGGACAGAGAGAUGGUGGGUCUGGUGUUCCAGCUGAGGCAGAAGUGGCACAGUCUGUUCCUGAGGAGGAUCCGCUACCCCUCCAAGCCCUGGUCCCAGCUGGAUGAGAACACCAUACGGGCCCUGGUUUCUGUGCUGGGGGCUGAGGAUCAGACUGCGGGGCUGCAGCAGCCCACAGGAAUUGGCCAGAGGCCCCGACCCAUGUCCUCUGAGGAGCCCCCCCAGACCUCCACCUGGAGGACCGCCAACAGCAGGAGGACCUCCGGCCCCACAGCCAGCACCGACGACGAACUCUUCAUCCCCACCCCCUCACAAAAAGCCACAGACAGGUGAAUAGAGAAGCCCAAACUCCCCACAGAUGACCACUCCUCCACCACCAAUUCUCCUGAAUCUGCUUCACUCUGCCUCCGCAGCCCCUGUGCCAGCCCCUCCCCAACCUCAUCGGGAAAGUGCUCCAAGUCUCCAUCCCCGCGGCCAGGAGGUGUGACGGUGCGUUACUUCAUCAUGAAGAGUAGCAACCUGAGGAACAUUGACAUCUCCCAGCAGAGAGGAAUCUGGUCUUCCACGCCCAGCAACGAGCUCAAACUCAACAGAGCCUUCCUGGAGAGCAGCCAGGUUUUCCUGGUCUUCUCUGUCCAGGGCUCCGGACAUUUCCAGGGCUAUGCGCGGAUGAUGUCGGUCAUCGGACAGGAGCGCUGUCAGGACUGGGGCUCCACAGGGCUGGGGGGGGUCUUCAGUGUGGAGUGGACCCGGAAGGAGAGCCUGCCCUUCCAAUAUGCCCAGCAGCUGCUCAACCCCUGGAACGACAACAAGAAAGUGCAGAUCAGCAGAGACGGACAGGAGUUGGAGCCUCAGGCUGGGGGCCAGCUGCUGCUGCUGUGGGAGGGACUCUCAGGGAAACCACAGCAGCUACCACAGCAACACAAGGUACAACAGGCCCCAUCUUUAUCAUCAGAUAACCACAGGUUACACACAACAUGA